UUGUUUUGUUAGCUAAGCGUUGUCAUCUGCGGACCAUCACAUUCAUCUUGGAAAUUGUAUUAAAUGUAGCAUAUUAAUGGUUUGUGUGUAUUUACUAGUAUUAGUGACUAGUAGUCAGUUUAGUUUGUGAGCCUGACGAGUCUUUUUAAAUCUCAGCGUUCAUAAUAUCCGAGGGUUGAGAGUGCCACAGACCAUCCGCUCUAAGUAUGGCGACCGGAGGCGCCACUGGAGCAGCGCAUGUCGGUGAUAUUGAAGAGGAUGCAUCGCAACUUAAUUUCCCUAAAGAAUUUGAGAACGCGGAGACGCUGUUGAACUCCGAGGUUCACAUGCUUCUGGAACAUCGGAAGCAGCAGAACGAGAGCGCAGAGGAUGAGCAGGAGCUGUCAGAGGUUUUCAUGAAGACGCUCAACUACACAGCCCGUUUCAGCCGAUUCAAAAACAGAGAAACUAUUGCGAGUGUUCGCAGCUUGCUUCUCCAGAAGAAACUCCACAAGUUUGAGUUGGCCAGUCUGGCGAAUCUGUGUCCAGAGGCUGCAGAAGAGGCAAAGGCUCUCACGCCAAGCUUGGAGGGGCGUUUUGAGGAUGAGGAGCUACAGCAGAUUCUUGAUGACAUUCAGACCAAGAGAAGUUUCCAGUAUUGAGGAGGCUGAACAGUCCUUGCCCCACUGCCCCUUAGCUUGUUGAUUACUCCCAUGUUGUGACUGAGCACAAUGGUGGAAAUGGUGGACACCUCAAUCUCUUUACACACGACAUACUGCCCGGGUGUUUUGAUGAAUUCCUCUGUGACCCGUAUUGGAGAUUAGAGCAAGUGUGGACAAUUAAUUUUGCAUUCCUGUACAUAACAAAUACAUUUGACAAGUUUGUUUACUCAAA
Molecule: messenger RNA, 873 nt
Organism: Conger conger (European conger)
Lineage: Eukaryota; Metazoa; Chordata; Actinopteri; Anguilliformes; Congridae
Gene: polr2d
Product: RNA polymerase II subunit D
Exons: 4
Coding region: 207-641 (144 amino acids)
Biological process (GO): positive regulation of translational initiation; nuclear-transcribed mRNA catabolic process, deadenylation-dependent decay; transcription initiation at RNA polymerase II promoter
Cellular component (GO): P-body; RNA polymerase II, core complex
Molecular function (GO): nucleotide binding; translation initiation factor binding
Source: RefSeq, a predicted model, not a curated record